UACUUUUAUACAAAUAUCCAUUUGCGUAAAAGGUUUGCUUCCUGAAGAAGCUGAGUCGUGUCAGCUAUGGAUCCGUCGAAUCAAACCGCGCCGAUCGCGCCUCCGCCGCGGGCACCGUCGCGGUCGCUGUUGUCGCUGUUGUUGCUGAGUCUGUCGCUGUUGCUGUCUCUGUCGCUGUUGCUGUCGCCGCCGUCGCCGCCGUCGCCGUCGCCGCCGUCGCCGUCGCCGUCGCCGCCGUUGCUGUUGCUGUCUCUGUCGCUGUCGCAGGCGCAGGCGCCGUCGCCGUCGCCGUCGCCGUCGCCGCAGCCGCAGCGCCCUCCACCCGAUCAAGGCUUUGGCUUUCUCUCCGUCCUCUUCUCCGUUGCCGCCGUCGCGCACUUUAUCCUUAUUCCAUCAGCUUCAUCCAUCAAAAGCAGCUUAAGUAUUCUUCACCAAGUGCCAGAAGGCCAUGUUGGUGUAUAUUGGAGAGGUGGUGCGCUACUUAACACGAUCGCGGAUCCAGGCUUUCAUCUAAAGAUGCCCUUUGUGACUCGGUAUGAGCCUGUUCAAGUGACUUUCCAGACACAUCAGGUGAGGGAUAUUCCAUGUGGUACUAACGGAGGUGUUAUGAUAAAUUUUGAGAAAAUAGAGGUUGUUAAUCGCCUCCGCAAGGAUUAUGUGUACGAGACACUGCUCAAUUAUGGAGUGCAGUAUGACCGCAUGUGGAUUUAUGACAACAUCCACCAUGAAAUCAAUAAGUUCUGCAGUUCUCAUUCCCUGCAGCAAGUGUACAUUGAUAUGUUUGAUCAGAUUGAUGAAAAGAUGAAAGAUGCUCUUCAACGUGAUUGCACAAGAUAUGCUCCAGGCAUUGAAAUAAUUAGCGUUCAUGUGACUAAGCCUACUAUUCCAGAUAGUAUAAGGCGCACUUUUGAGCAGCUGGAAGAAGAGCGCAUAAAGGUCUUAAUUGAUAUUGAGAAACAGAAGGUUGCUCACAAAGAAGCGGAUACAAUGAAGAAGAUGGCUGUAAGUGAAUCUGAAAAGAUUGCCAGUGUUAGCGAGAUACUCAUGGGACAAGAGGAGAUGGAGAAAGACAGAGCCAGAAGGCAGCAGGAUAUAGAGGACCGAAUAUUUACCUGGCUCGCGAGAAGAGUCUGGCAGAUGCUGAGAGAGAACCAAUUAUGUACCCGACUCAUGAGAAGAGUCUUGCAGAUGCUGAUUUCUAUCUUCUAUUGAAGGAAGCUGAAGCAAACAAGUUGAAGCUGACACCUCAGUUUCUUGAGCUGAAAUUCAUAGAUGCAAUUGCUGGUAACACCAAGAUUUUCUUUGGGGACACGGUGCAUGACCAGAAAGAAGACCCGAGUAUGAUGAGUGAAAAGGCCUUGUCUCACAAAUAAUACAAGGAAGACUCACAUUAGUCCAAUCUAAGUUGGUGCUGAGCGGAAGACCCCUGAAUGCCAAAACAUUUACCCAGAAGCGGAGAGGAAAGCUCUUCAAUAUAGAUACCUGUUUCAAGAACAACUCUCUCAUCUGAUCUACUCAAUCUCAAAACAUCAAAUUCAGGGGGAAGUAUAUAUAUGGUAAAUUAUCGCAUUUAGCAUACAGGAUCAUUAUAUGGUAAAUCAUCGCAUUUAGCGUACAGGAUCAUAGGCAAACUCUGCUUAAAAAGAUCAGGCUUCUGCUGUUGUUGUUAUUGCAGCAUGAACGAACUAGAAACCGUCAAGUUUGUCCCUUCUUUGUAAUGCUAUUUAAAUGUAAAUUUUUUUCUUAUGUGCCAUAGUUUUGUGCAGAAAGUGAUGUUAUUACUUUGAUGAAACUAAUGCAUUCCAAAAGCUCUGGCGAGCUUAUUUAGUGAUGA
Molecule: messenger RNA, 1834 nt
Organism: Eucalyptus grandis
Lineage: Eukaryota; Viridiplantae; Streptophyta; Magnoliopsida; Myrtales; Myrtaceae
Product: erlin-2-B-like
Exons: 9
Coding region: 67-1212 (381 amino acids)
Biological process (GO): SREBP signaling pathway
Cellular component (GO): endoplasmic reticulum; endoplasmic reticulum membrane
Molecular function (GO): ubiquitin protein ligase binding; cholesterol binding
Source: RefSeq, a predicted model, not a curated record